Molecule: messenger RNA, 1243 nt
Organism: Sinocyclocheilus grahami
Lineage: Eukaryota; Metazoa; Chordata; Actinopteri; Cypriniformes; Cyprinidae
Product: monocarboxylate transporter 2
Exons: 7
Coding region: 118-1098 (326 amino acids)
Biological process (GO): plasma membrane lactate transport
Cellular component (GO): basolateral plasma membrane
Molecular function (GO): lactate transmembrane transporter activity
Source: RefSeq, a predicted model, not a curated record
GUCCGCAGAGCGACGGAUUCAAACGCGCGUGCGGAGCGUCUUUCUGCAGCAGCGACUGAAGGUCAGAGAGACAGACAGCACUGAUAACCGGACCUGAAGUGAUACCCAGGGCUCACAAUGCCUCCACCUGUCGGACCCCCAGCCGUGCCGCCUCCAGACGGUGGGUGGGGCUGGGCUGUGGUGGGCGGGGCCUUCAUCUCCAUCGGAUUCUCUUACGCCUUCCCAAAGGCCACCACCGUGUUCUUCAAAGACAUCCAGAACAUCUUCAACGCCUCGUACAGUGAGGUGGCCUGGAUCUCCUCCAUCAUGCUGGCCGUCAUGUAUGCAGGAGGUCCCAUCAGCAGUAUUCUGGUGAACACCUACGGCUGCCGUCCCAUCAUGAUCCUGGGAGGCUUUCUGUGCGCCAUCGGGAUGAUCAGCGCCUCCUUCUGCAACACCGUCAUGCAGCUCUACAUCUGCAUCGGCGUCAUCGGCGGCUUCGGUCUGGCCUUCAACCUCCAGCCGGCACUUACGAUGAUCGGGAAGUAUUUCUACAAGAAGCGUCCCAUCGCUAAUGGCUUCGCCAUGGCCGGCAGUCCCGUGUUCCUCAGCACGCUAGCGCCGCUCAACCAGUAUCUGAUCAAUGAGUACGGAUGGAGGGGAAGCUUCUUGAUCCUCGGCGGGCUCCUGCUCAACUGCUGCGUGGCCGGAUCGCUCAUGAGGCCCCUGGUGGCCCCGCCGAACACGGCCAAAGCGCUGGAGGAGAAACCGUCGACGGUUAAAGGCUGUUCGUCCACUAUCGUGGAGUGCUGUCCGGUGCUCAUCGGACCGCCGCUGGCAGGGAAGUUAGUGGACAUCACAAAGAACUACAAGUACAUGUACCUGUGCUGCGGGUCGGUGGUCGUCCUUUCCAGCAUCUGGCUCUUCAUCGGCAACUUCAUCAACUACCGGCUGGUGGAGCGCGAGCGCAAGCAAGAGGAGACGUACAAACGUGGCGAGCGCGAGGAGCAGGAGCAGACGGAGACCCACGCAGACGCAGACGCAGACGCAGACGCUGAAGCGGCGCAGCAGCUCUGCGAGAACAAAGACGGUGUCCUGCAGCGAGAAACCAACAUCUGAAGGCCUAUGCAAACUCUGAAGACACUGCCAAACCUGUAGAGGCUUUAUUAGACAGAUCACAGCAGAACUCUAGAGAUCAACGCUAGGGCUGGGAAAAUAAGUCGAUGCAUCGCCAAUCGAGAAAUGAUUCAGCGUCGAUUCUGAG